AUGUCUAUGUCAACAUUGAAAAGAAGGUUAUGUGAAUACAACCUUAAAAGGAAUAAAGUGGAUAUAAAUUUGCCUGCCGUUGAGAAAUUAAUCCGAGACGAGAUGGAUGGCCCAGGAGGCAUUUGUGGUUACAGAGGAGUUUGGCAUAUGCUUCGUAUAAAGUAUGGGCUGUUUGUCCCUAGGCAAGAGGUAGAAUCCCUGAUCAGAGCGAUAGACCCAGCUGGAGUGGAAGAGAGGAAGCGCCACAGGCUAAAAAGAAGGAAGUAUGAGUCUCCUGGACCAAAUUAUUGUUGGCAUGUUGAUGGUUAUGAUAAACUGAAACCUUUCGGAUUUCCCAUGCAUGGGGCUGUUGAUGGCUAUAGUCGCAUGGUAAUGUGGCUUAAGGUAGAUAGAACCAAUAAUGAUCCAGAAAUAACUGCAAAGUUUUUUUUAGAUUGCGUCGUGGAGGUCGGUGGAUGUCCUUCAUUACUCCGAACAGACUGUGGAACAGAGAAUGUAGUAAUUGCAGGUACACAGUGUUUUUUAAGAGCUGACUGUGAUGAUGAGUUAGCUGGUGAAAACGAACACCGUUAUGGUCCUUCUACUGGAAAUCAAAGAAUAGAGGCCUGGUGGGCCCAUCUUCGUCGUAGUCGUCUAACAUGGUGGAUCAACUUUUUUAAAGACCUUGUGGAUCGUGGGAUAUUUCUGACUGGUGAUGUGCUCCAUGGGGAGUGCAUA
Molecule: messenger RNA, 717 nt
Organism: Porites evermanni
Lineage: Eukaryota; Metazoa; Cnidaria; Anthozoa; Scleractinia; Poritidae
Source: the annotation of a GenBank genome assembly